This is a messenger RNA of Caenorhabditis bovis, 1122 nucleotides long. Lineage: Eukaryota; Metazoa; Nematoda; Chromadorea; Rhabditida; Rhabditidae. The record is from the annotation of a GenBank genome assembly.
AUGGAAAUGAAUAUUACGCAGGAGUCUCAAAGUGGCGCACCAACCUACUUAAUUAGUGAUUAUAUCGAAAUCGCUUAUUUGGGAAUUGUAAUUGUAUUUGGAAUACCUGGCAAUUUUCUCGUUCUUCGAAAAUUACUAAUUGAGCAAAAGCUUGCCAACAAGGAUCUUGUUAAAAGUGGAUUCGUCAUGCUAAAAAUCAAUCUGAAUAUUACGGACCUGUUUAUUUUACUAUACGCCCUAGGCAAGUUUGUAUGGCUUAUCACAUACCAAUGGAUUGGUGGCGAUUUUCUGUGCCGAGUUUAUCAGAUGUUUUCAAUGUUUUCGUUAUACAGUUCUUCAAAUAUUGUGGUUUGCAUCGCUCUUGAUCGACUACGAAAUGUUAUGUCUGCUAAGAAAAUUCACAUAAAGUCAAAAAAGAUCAAUACGGUCACGGUAAUGGCAAUUUGCUCUUGGACAUUUUCUUUUAUAUGCAGUCUACCACAAUUUUUCCUUUUUCAAACGAUUGUAGUCGCCGAAUAUGAUAAUUUUGUUCAAUGUACUGAUAUUUGGCAAAUCAGCAGAUUCAAUAAAAAUGAGGUGGCGUUUGCUGAGGGUUCAAUAAUUCUUUCGCCAUUUUUUGAGAAUUCGUAUAAUGUCGUGCAUUUGGUUAUGGUAUUUUGGGGCCCAUUAAUGGUUCUUAUAAUUACGUAUGCUGUUAUUGCCACAAAGCUGACAAAAUACUCAUUGCGAACUCCAAAUUCAGUAAGAAGACCGUUGGGACAAACCAUUGAGCUCUCAGUGAGAGGUAAUAUUGCCUAUACAUUUGUUGCAACCUCCUGCAUGCAAGACGAACCUAGCACGCUGGACAUUCGAUUUCAGAAAAAAGACUAUGGAAAUUCGAUUUUGUCGCCGAGAAUGCCUACGUGGCGCAAGCAAUUACGAAGCAAGGUGUUCCGAACUACAAUUCUCGUCAUCCUAAUUCAUUUUCUCUUCUGGUUCCCUUAUAAUGCGUUGGGACUUAUGAAAUACGUCAAUCAGCCGUUUUUCGAACAACUCAGUGCAAAUGCGAAUAUCUUCAAAGAUUUGCAAAUACUUAUAACACUUAUCAAUCCAUUUAUGUACGGAUUCAAAACUGGAAAAUAA